Messenger RNA from Colletotrichum orchidophilum, 312 nucleotides. RefSeq lists its product as uncharacterized. The transcript has 4 exons. The coding region runs from base 1 to 312 and encodes 103 amino acids. Gene Ontology annotation, cellular component: mitochondrion. The record is from RefSeq and is a predicted model, not a curated record. Lineage: Eukaryota; Fungi; Ascomycota; Sordariomycetes; Glomerellales; Glomerellaceae.
AUGAGUGUCCCACGCGCGAGGUUGUUGGACCUCAUGAAGGCCCAAUGCGAAGUCUUUGCGACAGCAUUCAACCCCGAGGGACUGAGGACGGGGAACAAGAUCCUGCGCCAACGAUUGAAGGGACCUGCUCUCGCCGAUUACUAUCCGCGCAAGGUCGUCACUGUUAAGGAUGUUCAGAGAGAGUUUGGCCCUGAGCUCACAACACUCGACUUGGAAGAGAUGGACCGCUUGGAACACAUUGCUGGACUGAAGGCGAGAGGAAAGAGUGCGCCAAAGAAGAAGAAGACGAAGACCGAGCCCAAGAAACGAUAA